AUGCCGCCGCAGGCGGCGAGUGAUGAGGCUCCGGAGAAGGAGAGCCGCAGUCGGUCCCGCAGCACGGAAGCUAGAGUAGGGGGAGGAGCGGGAGAGAAUGGCGAGGGGGGCUCAGAUUCCGCAGCCGUUGUUGCGGCAGCAGCAGCAGCUGCUGCGCGUGCAGCUGCAGCACGGAAGGCAGCAGCAGAUGAUGCGAACUCAACCCUCACCCGGCUUAUGCCGGCAGCAAGCAAAGUCAGAACGACGUAUGCUCCUGUGGUAACUGGCCAGGAAGCUGCUGCUGCAGUAGCUGCUGCGGCAGAUGCUCGCAGCAAGCUAGCGCAGAGUCUAAAUGCAAUGUUCCAGCCUCCCCCACCUUCUUCUCCACCGCCUGCAUCUCAAGGAGGAGCGAAUAAUGCAUCCCCGCCGCCGCCCGCUGGACCACCCCCGACUGCCCAGGCGCCGCCACACUCGGCUCGCGCGACUGUACACACCGAGUCAGAUCGCAUUGCGCGGCGGUUGUUUAUCAACAACAUCCCACCUGGCACAACCGAGGCCGACAUAUGCGGCUUCUUCAACGGCGCGUUACUGGCGGUCAAUGCGCAAACAGGCUUUACGGAUCUGUCUCUCGCGAGUGACAAGCCGCAGUUGCUACCAGUGGAGAGGUGUGAAGGCCUCCAGGAGAAUGGCCGCUUCUGCUUUCUAGAUUUGCGGUCUCACGAGUGGGUAGUUCUCUGCCUCAAACUCGACGGUAUUACUUUCAAUAAUAAUUCUCUUAGGGUGAUGCGACCCAAAGAAUAUGUACAGCCACCCGGAGGCGACCCUGCGAAAACAGUGCACAUCCCAGAACUCGAGCGGACCCCAAAACCCGCAGAGAACGAGGUACGCGCUACAGCACCUCCACGAAGUGCAGACUGCAAGCUCUACAUCCAGAACUUGCCGCAGGAGAUGGGAGAGGACCAGGUACGCGACUUGCUCGAACAGUUCGGCAAGCUUAGAGUUCUUAACCUGAUUAAGAACAGGCAAACUGGGCAGCACCGUGGCUACGGCUUUUUCGAAUACGAAGACCCGGACGUAACGGAUCAGGCUAUAGAAGCCUUGAACGGCUUCGUGUGUGGCGCUACCGUGCUUAGCGUCCAGCGAUCGAACUUCAUGCCUGACUUAUUACCGACUAAACAACACACAACAGAGGUCACUGCUCUACCGGCUUCCACUUCUUACGCAGUACUGUCUGACCCAAUCGUCGCCAUUCAAGUUCGGGCCGGGCGAACUAUCGGGGAAAAGCCUUCGCGCGUUGUCCAACUCUUGAAUACGAUUUACCCCGAAGAUGUGAUGACAGACGCGAGCCACGAGACGGCCGUCAAGGAUAUCCGUUCCGAGGCAGAGAAGUAUGGGCCUCUAGAGGAUGUCGUAAUUCCACGACCGAAUGAAGACUUGUCAUACAAGCCAGGUGUGGGGAAGGUGUUCUUGGUUUAUGGAGACGUCACAUCUGCCAGAAGGGCACAGCUCAUGCUGAAUGGUCGCCGUUUUGACCAAACGCGUGUAGUGUGUGCGGCUUUCUUUCCGGAGCAAAAGUUUAAGGAAGGUCACUAUACGUUGACAUGA
Eimeria mitis is the source of this 1584-nucleotide messenger RNA. RefSeq names its product U2 snRNP auxiliary factor or splicing facotr, putative. NCBI's taxonomy places the organism in Eukaryota, Apicomplexa, Conoidasida, Eucoccidiorida, Eimeriidae. Gene Ontology annotation, biological process: mRNA processing. Gene Ontology annotation, cellular component: commitment complex; U2-type prespliceosome; U2AF complex. The record is from RefSeq and is a predicted model, not a curated record. The transcript is spliced from 10 exons. Bases 1 to 1584 code for a protein of 527 amino acids. Gene Ontology annotation, molecular function: poly-pyrimidine tract binding; pre-mRNA 3'-splice site binding.